Molecule: messenger RNA, 771 nt
Organism: Calypte anna (Anna's hummingbird)
Lineage: Eukaryota; Metazoa; Chordata; Aves; Apodiformes; Trochilidae
Product: phosphopantothenate--cysteine ligase
Exons: 3
Coding region: 35-451 (138 amino acids)
Biological process (GO): coenzyme A biosynthetic process
Cellular component (GO): nucleus; cytoplasm
Molecular function (GO): phosphopantothenate--cysteine ligase activity
Source: RefSeq, a predicted model, not a curated record
GCCCGCCGCGUUGGCGCCUUUAGGUUCUAGUGUCAUGUUUUACCUGGCUGCUGCUGUCUCAGAUUUCUACAUCCCUGCCUCCGAGAUGCCUGAGCACAAGAUCCAGUCCUCAGAGGGACCCCUGCAGAUCACCAUGAGGAUGGUGCCCAAAAUGCUUUCUCCUCUGGUCAAAGAGUGGGCCCCGGAGGCCUUUGUCAUUUCCUUCAAACUGGAAACAGAUCCCUUGAUCCUGAUGGAUAAAUCCCGGCAGGCACUGGAGAAAUACAGGCACCAGGUGGUGGUGGCAAAUGUCCUGGAGUCCAGGAGAACCUCUGUCAUCAUUGUCACCAGAGACUCACAGACUCCCUUAGCACUUUCUGAAGAGGAAAUAGCUCAAGGCAUGGAAAUAGAGGAAAAAAUAGUGAGUUACCUUCAGGGCCUGCAUGCUGCCUUUAUAGAGAAGAAAUUCUGAGGAGCAGCUGGGAAUGGAACAAGUGGAAUUGUCCUAGAGAAGGGGGAAGUGGAACUGGAAGAGAUUCUCCAUCCCAGGUAACUCAGUGAGAAGCUGUGGGACAGGGCUGCCCUCCUGGGACAAACAUUUCCCCAGCUCAGCAAUGAGUUCUGCUUCUUGACUUGAAAAAAAGAGAAAAUACAACAAAAUGAAACUCUUCCAAAGGAUGAUCCUUGUUCUGGUGGCUAAGGAAGCAAAGGAUACAUUGCUUUGUUUCUGUCCCAUGGGCUGGGAGUCCUGGGAGGUGGAGAAAUUAUCUGUCUGUAUAUAAAAGAUUUCCU